UUGCUGUUGUGUUUUCUGUUUUGUUGUUGUGUUUUAUGUUUUGUUGUUUUGUUUUUUGAUUUGCUGUUGUGUUUUUUUGAUUUGUUGUCGUGUUUUCUGAUUUGUCGUUGUGAUUUGCACUUCAGGGCCACUGUAGCAUCCUCUCCUUUAACCGCUGGCAUCCGCAUCCAGCUCUGUACUGCCGCAUAAUGUCGUCGUAAAGUUACUGACCCAUUAAAGGCCAGAAGACCCGCAGGAGCUGCUGCUGUGGUCUCCCUCCUGCAAGCUGGUGAUUAUGUGGCCUGGACGGCGUCUGUAGCCCGGCUUUAACACAUCUCAGGCCAGGCUUUGGGGGCACAUUCCUCGGAGUUUGUUUCUGGGCGGUGAUGGCGUCCAGCGGAGCCCCCACUGAGCUCCUGCUGCAGCGCCCCUGGCUCCCCGUGAACAUCGAUGGCUGCCAGCUUCUCGCCAAGAGCUGGUUUGGUGACACGGCAUACCACAUCCUGCUGACAGACAUGCAGAGUGUUUGGGAGGAGAGGAUGGACUCCGGCUCCAUCCAGAGCAGAGCACAGGAGCUGAACAGACGUCUACGAGCCCCGGUCAAAGCCUUCUUCUCCCACCUGCGUGAGGUGGUUCAGCCCUGUCUGUCAGGGAGCGACGGGCGACCUGACGGGCCGACCGACAGCGAGGCUCAGAUCUCCCUGACACGGCAGGAGGACGGAAACAUCAGCAUGAAGCUGAAGAGUGAGCUGGCAGGGCUGCCCCUCUACUGGGAGUUUCACUGCACCCCCGCCCCCGUCACAGUGGUGUGUGUUCAGCUGGUACGCCCCCUGCUGGCAAUGAGCCAGCUGCUGCAGCGGCAGGUGGAGCAGCUCGGAGGUCUGCUGGGGAGGAAGGACGCUGAGAUCCAGGACUACAGAGAGAACGGAGCCACGCUCAGUAGAGAGCGGCUGCAGACGGACGUCUUUGAGGAGGAAACCUACAGAGAGAACUUUCUGUCAAAGGCUCUGCCUCUGCUGUGUUCGGAGCAGUCGGGCACUCUGAGCUUCGACGCCGACCUCCGACACCUGUACGCCGCCGUCACCGCCCACGGAAAGACACGGAAACGCAAACUGUCUGAGGAGGAGGAAGAGGAGGACAAGAAGGAAGAGGAGAAGGGGCAGCCACCUGCAGGCAUCACCUUGUCUUCAGAUGGAUCCGUCGCCAGCAGUGAAGCAGGUCGGAGCCGACAGGAGGACGCAGCUGGAGCCAAGAUGGCUGAAAGACCCGCAGUAGCACAGAUACGACAGUCUGUCCCCAUCCCGUCCGACCCGGCAGAGCGACCGCCCUCCAAACCAAAGAAGAAGAAAGUGGGGCUGUUCAGAUGAGACACACAGAAUUUCUUCAGGAAAAAAUCAUUUUUUUCUCUUCCAUGCGAUGAAAAAGUGGAUUUUAAAAAAAAGAACAUAUCUUAUUUUUAAACUUUUAUUUUUUUUUAAUAUUUUGAAACACUCGCUGGUUUUAAUCAGGAUUUAUUCAGUUCAUAAAAAGGCUUUUUUUUAGAUUAAACAUUUAAUUCAAUAAUAACAGUUUAUGUUUUUAAAGGGGUUUUAGAGAAGGCUGUUGAUUAAAGAUGUAAAUAUAAUUUGUCAUUGCUGUUUUUGUCUGUUUAUAAUAAAAGGACAUUUUGAAGGAA
Centropristis striata (black sea bass) is the source of this 1654-nucleotide messenger RNA. It is a transcript of the gene nhej1, whose product is annotated as nonhomologous end-joining factor 1. The record is from RefSeq and is a predicted model, not a curated record. Bases 366 to 1346 code for a protein of 326 amino acids. Gene Ontology annotation, cellular component: DNA ligase IV complex; nucleus. Gene Ontology annotation, molecular function: DNA end binding. The transcript is spliced from 9 exons. Lineage: Eukaryota; Metazoa; Chordata; Actinopteri; Perciformes; Serranidae. Gene Ontology annotation, biological process: double-strand break repair via nonhomologous end joining.